AUGGUCAAGCUUGUUGCUCUUGCCUUCGGGCUGCUCACUGCUGUGGCUCAAGUGAGCGCUCAACAGACAGUCAAGGUCAUGCCAUUCGGUGCUUCGAUAGUCAGCAGAUGUUGGCGCACCAACCUCCAAGCCAAGCUCCGCAGCGACUUAACCACAAACUUCGACUUCGUCGGGUCGCAAAAGAGCACAUGCGCUGGGACUGCCGUCGACCAGGACCACGAAGGCCACCCCGGUUCCCAAGCAACAGACUUCGCCGCCAACGGCAACCUGACCGUCUGGCUGGACCAGAACCCGCCCGAUGUCAUCCUCAUGCUGCUUGGCACCAAUGACAUCCUGAUUGGCAAGAAGUCUACCGGCGACAUCCUCAAGGCCUACGACACCCUAAUCGCCCAGAUGCGUGCUAAGAACUCCAAAAUGCAAAUCAUCAUCUCCAAUCUGCCCCCCCUGGACACCAAGCGCUGGCCACAGGCCGCACAGGACGGCAUCGUCAACUUGAACACCGCGAUCAAGCAGUACGUGCCCAGCAAGACCACGCGCGACAGCCCUGUGACCUUUGUAGACAACUACACUGGCUUCGAUGCGGUUGCCGAUACCGCGGAUGGCGAGCACCCCAACGACUCCGGAAAUGAGAAGAUGGCGACCAAGUUCUUUGCGUCGACGCGUGAUGCGAUAAAAGCUGUGAGUGCGAAGAACAUGACGACGAGAAAAUUUAAAGGAUUUUUUGGCCGUAGACUGGCGAUGCUGGCGCAAUAG
This is a messenger RNA of Didymella exigua CBS 183.55, 753 nucleotides long. RefSeq names its product carbohydrate esterase family 3 protein. The record is from RefSeq and is a predicted model, not a curated record. The coding region runs from base 1 to 753 and encodes 250 amino acids. Gene Ontology annotation, molecular function: phosphatidylcholine lysophospholipase A1 activity. The transcript is spliced from 2 exons. Lineage: Eukaryota; Fungi; Ascomycota; Dothideomycetes; Pleosporales; Didymellaceae.